UCUAUAGCUCCUUUGGGUUAUAUAAGGUCCACUUUGUUAGGUUUCUUGGAUCAACAGCGGUGUCCUCAAUCUCCAUAUAUUCUCUCCUUUCUCCCCCCCUCCCUCUCCUCCUACUCACAUCUCUUUCUUGGCACAAGACCAAUGCCAUCGACUGUUCUUUAUGGAGAAUAACAUUAGUAGCAACAAUGGUGGCUCUUGGGAACUUGAGGUGAGCAUGGGGAGUCAAUUCCCCUUUGAUCACACCCCUUUGGAAUUGUUUCAGACUGCUGACCCAUUCCAGCCCCACGUCAAUUCUCCGAGCUUUGCUAACACCCAUGCCAGCGUCCAAGGAGGGAGGGAAGGGGAGCAGGAAGAGGAAGAGGAAGCUCUGGGGGCCAUGAAGGAGAUGAUGUACAGGAUCGCCGCCAUGCAGCCGGUGGACAUCGACCCCUCCACCAUCAAGAAGCCCAUGCGGCGCAACGUGCGGAUCAGCGACGACCCGCAGAGCGUGGCGGCGCGUCACCGGCGCGAGCGGAUCAGCGAGAGGAUCCGCAUCCUCCAGCGGCUCGUCCCGGGGGGCACCAAGAUGGACACCGCCUCCAUGCUCGACGAGGCCAUUCGGUACGUCAAGUUCCUCAAGAGGCAGGUGCAUGAUCUGCAGUCCAACCCUCAGCCACCAGCAGCGCAGAUCGGGGUGGUCGACGGGACCGUCGUCGGAGCCGUGGAGUGGCCCGCGACGGCUGAGGCUCGUGCCUCUUCUUCGCCCUCCUCCUCAUCCUCCGCCAUGAGAGCUCCACUGGGACUAGGGUUCGGCUUCGGUGAGCAGGGUGCCCACCAGCCCAGGCACUAAGCUUCGAGAGGUCAGUACGAAGCCUGGAUGGAAACGAUUGAUAGCUGGUAAUUUAGCUCAUAAUUCCCUGCAAUGUUGUAGUCGAGGUGCAAUCCAAACAACGUAGCAUAUAAACAAGGUGGUAGCUUGGAAGGUGUACAUAGAACUUCUAUUUGAUCAUAGUUUGCUUCUGCGUGCUCUCCUUCUUUUACAUUCUGCUCUUCUUCAUGUGUGUUACAGUCUGGUCGAUGGUCUCAUGAUAACACUGGCCUUUGGCUCACGUCAGUGUAUGACUGCUUCGAUGUGCAAGCCAU
This is a messenger RNA of Musa acuminata AAA Group (dessert banana), 1122 nucleotides long. RefSeq names its product transcription factor HEC3-like. The record is from RefSeq and is a predicted model, not a curated record. Gene Ontology annotation, biological process: regulation of DNA-templated transcription. The transcript has a single exon. Lineage: Eukaryota; Viridiplantae; Streptophyta; Magnoliopsida; Zingiberales; Musaceae. The coding region runs from base 161 to 829 and encodes 222 amino acids. Gene Ontology annotation, molecular function: DNA-binding transcription factor activity; protein dimerization activity.